CGCCACUCCUGGAAUUUGAUUUCCGCGGUGACGCCAGCACAUCCGUAGUGGUACCACUUUUCACAACUAUCACACAGCACCAUGUCGUCUACGGUAUUAUGCCGCUCGCAGCCACCACAAUCAAACCCGCGUUUACUCAUCGUAUCUCAAAUAUUCACACGGAAUAGAGCUGAGCAAUUUUAAAAUGUUGCUACGUGUGUAGCAAUCUAUAUUUGAGUUUAAAAAAGAGAGGAUGACAAAAUUCACAAACUAGCUUUUGGUGAUGUUCGCAGCGUAGUUUUAAAAUUGGUGUUGCCUAUCCGUUUUCUAAUUUGUGACUAACCGCGUUUCGCGAUGGCGCCCUGUUCCAGAUCAGCUGUUUGGCAAUGAACUUAAUUGACCCUUUUAGUGACCGCUGUCGAACUUUAUCCUAAUUGGCCCUAAUCUUGGUCAUAUAUCUGUCUCAUAUUUUUAUCCUUAUCUGUUGCUGUACUGUGGCGCCAUCUGCUGUGAUUCUUUCUACCUAUUCGAGCUCAUGGGGCAUGACAGCUCGAUGUUUGUAAAUGUUUGUAAAUAUCCCAAUUCGCCUGUCAAAUUACAUGUGGUCAAUAUCGUGCCAACACCGUCAGAACGCGGAGAGCUACAGACGACUGACUAAACAGCGCGAAGAGUCAGAUUACCAGGUGCUGGAGCAGAUAGCCCAGUCGGGGGACACCCGCUUAUUCUACAGGAGAUUGAAGGUGGCACGGAUCGCGUUUGCUCCGCAAUGUACCGCGAUGUGGAAGGAAAUCUCCAAAUAGAAGAGCGAGAUGUGCUCGAAAGGUGGUAAUGCUACUUCGAAGGACACCUGAAUGGAGCAGAGGCAGCCAGUCUACAAAAAGGAUGACAGGCUGAAUUGUUCGAAUUAUCGAGCUAUCACAGUCCGCAAUGCCGCCUACAAGAUCCUGUCCCAGAUUCUAUUCUGCAGACUUACACCCCUUGCUAGAAAUUUCGUCGGCAGCUAUCAAGCUGAGUUUGUUGGUGGCAAAUCCCCCACCGACCAAAUCUUUAUUCUACUGCAGAUCCUCCAGAAGUACCAAGAGCGCAAGAUCCUUACAUACCACCUGUUCAUCGACUUCAAGGCGGCUUACGACACCAUUCCGACCAACCGGAAUAAGCAAUGGAACAUCAUGCAGCGGUAUCACUUCCCUGGGAAGCUGAUCCGGCUGUUAGAGGCCUUCAUGAAUGGUGCAGUGCAAGGUGUCAUUCGAAGCGCGGGGCUAGACAACGACAUCUGUAACACGAUCCUAUACCGGUCUCUCCAAUUACUUGGACAUCAUCGGCAGGACAACAGCGAAGGUGUGUGAGGCUUACACACGACUCAAACGCGAAGCAGCAAGAAAUGGAUUGAAAAUCAAUGAGACGAAGACAAAGUGCUUACCGGAGACUUACACCAUCUGGGAAACAGUGUAUAAGUAGAUGGCAACAAUCUCGAGGUAGUGAAGGAGUUCUGCAACCUUCGGACGGUCGUUACCUCGGACAACGACAUCAGCAGCGAAAUCCCGAGACGCAUUGUGCAGGGGAAUCGUACAUACUAUGGGCUUCACCGACUGCUGAGAUCCUGAAGACUUCGAGACGCCACGAAAUGUGAGAUAUUUCGCACAUUGAUUCGCCGUGUGGUCUAUGGUGUUGGCCGCAUAUGAAAACGAGUCUUGGACCAUCCGAGCGGAGGGUGCAAACGUUCUUGGCGUGUUUGACCGACGCAUCCUCCGGAUCAUCGAAGGGAGAGAGAGAGAGAGAGAUAUACACUACAUAUGUAUGUACAGAUAUACAUCCAACUACUAGAAAUUUGAAUAUUCGCUACAUCACAAGUUAUUAAAGUUUUAACAUGAAAAAAUAUCACCGUCCACACAAAGUGUAUUAAAUACCAAUGUAAUUAACUGGUCAUACCGGUCGUAGAUAUAAGGGGGAUGAACUUUAUUCUAAAUAAAAAAAAAAAAAUCAAAAUCACUUUUAUCAAAUAUCCUACAACACAAAUUUCCAUUAUUUUGAAUUGGAGUGAAUUAUCUUAAUUUGUUUAGAAAAGUAAAUUUCCUAAAAAUACGUUUAAGAAUGAGGUAGCUACCAUUUCAAAAUUAAUAGUAAUUUCAAUUUGAAAAUGAAAAUCAUACCCGGGUAUCCGGUCAUAGAUUUGAUGGUUAAUAUUACUCGAAAUUGACAAAUUCUAUUGUUUCGUACAUGUGAUUUGCUUGCAGAGCUACCGAUUUGGCUGAAAGAUGCUAGCGGGAAUAGGAGGAAACAAUUUUAAUUCACCGUUUAUAGGUUUGUGUCUAAGGAAGAGUUUCUUUUUCCGCUGUUUUCCUAGAUAAACCAGUUUUGUCACUAGUUAUCAAUAGUAGUGGUAGGUAUUGUUCAGCAAGUAUAAUGUUUUUAACGUUUUUAAUUAAUACAUUAGCAUCAAAUCUACAACACACUUGCACACGACAUAUAUAGUCAUAUGGAACUGUUUCAUGUGUCGACAAUUGAUCGGGGAACUCUCGUCUUCAUGAGUAAAUAUGUAAAUUGUCAAUUUACCACACACUUGUGGAUCACAUAAUUAUACGACACUUCUUUCAGUUUUAUAUUAUUUUUAAUUAUUAUAAUUAUUAUUCUAUCAAUUAUUAUCAAUUAUUCCAAACUUUCCAUUUGCCUGAGCGAAAAUUAAACUUAAAAAAAUGCUCAGUGUUAAUCGAACGAGUUUUUAAUUUCAUAUCAACAGCGAAAAAUUUAUCAGAAACACGACUGAUAUUGCUCGUUAUGCGAGAUUUUACUCAUUUAAAUUGGUAUUUGCUGAGCAUUUACAUUUGCUCGUUAUGUGGGGCACUCAUAAUGAUGGGAUUCCACUGUAUGUUCAAAUGAGCAUUUUAAAAGCAUUGUGGUUAGCAAAGUGGUUAGUUACUUUGAUGAUAGGGCCGUGUGAUUCAAAGCGGUUUCCAUUAGCCAUUUGAUAGCAAAUUUGUCGAUUUCAAAAGAUCAUAUUCGAUCAAUCUUUUCGGGUAUCUGAAUGUUUGUCUUGGCAAGAAUCCAGAGGUAACUGAUACCACUAAUGAGCUAUUGUAAAAUUAGGGAAAUCGAAACAAUUGUAGUAUGUUAUGAAAAUAAAAUAAUUAUAUAUGCCAUAGAAAUAAAUUCAUAAACAACAACAGCCAGGUUUAGAAGAAAAAUAUAAUCGAGUUUGGAAUAAGGCAUAAUCGUUGUUUUGCUUCUAGCUUCAUUGUUUGUAUUAAUUUAAUCUUUAGAAGCAUUACUAAUUACCAAUAAUUACCAAUACUAAUGCGAUGCAGUGAAAAAAAGUUGCUAAAUUGUCUGUUCCUCUUUUUAUGAUAAUUGAUGUGUUUUUUUGUUUUAAAUAGAUGAGGGUUUCAUAUUAGAUUAAAUAAAAACUUACAUGGAUUUGCA
This is a messenger RNA of Anopheles coluzzii, 3396 nucleotides long. RefSeq lists its product as uncharacterized. The transcript is spliced from 2 exons. Lineage: Eukaryota; Metazoa; Arthropoda; Insecta; Diptera; Culicidae. The coding region runs from base 831 to 1325 and encodes 164 amino acids. The record is from RefSeq and is a predicted model, not a curated record.